Molecule: messenger RNA, 2016 nt
Organism: Protopterus annectens (West African lungfish)
Lineage: Eukaryota; Metazoa; Chordata; Ceratodontiformes; Protopteridae
Product: T-cell surface antigen CD2-like
Exons: 6
Coding region: 71-994 (307 amino acids)
Source: RefSeq, a predicted model, not a curated record
CUUUCCUCCAUGCCACUUCCUUAUUUUUAUAAAAAUUCUUACAGCAACUAAUUAACGUUUCACUGCUGACAUGGCACAUCUGUACUUCACUGUUUUUAUGUUAAUGGUAGCUGAUUUAUCUGUAUCUGGACAUGGUAAUGAACUGCCUGUAUAUGGUAUUUUGGGAAACACUGUUUUAUUUCAUGUCAACUAUUCAGAUAUAUCAUUUGUGUCUGAUGUCUUUUGGAAAAAGGACAAUUUGGGUGUUGCUAGAUUCAAAAAUAUGACAAGCAUUAGCUACGCGGAGUACAACAACAGAAUUAAGAUCCUUCCAGGUGGGGAUCUUGAAAUAAAACAUACCAGAAAGAAUGAUACUGGAAUUUACAGAUUUGACAUGUUUGACGAUGAAGGAAAACUCCUACAUGGUGGCAGUUUUUACUUAUAUCUUUUAGAUCCAAUUUCAGAACCAUGGAUAGCCCAGAAUUGUUCAUCAGAUGGAGCAGUUGAAUUAUCUUGCAGAGUUAACGCUGGAACAAAUAUUUCCUUCAGCUGGAGUCUUGAUGAAUGCCCACUAGAAAAUGAUAUAGCUGAUUUCAGUAAUGAUUAUGCAACUGUCACCUUAAAGGAGUCAGUUUCAGGACAAUUCACCUGUAGUGUUCGGAACCAGUUGUAUGAACAACACAGCAAUCACACAAGGAUUACUAUUAACUGUACAGGUAUACUGAAAUACAUGCUGAUUGCAGCACCUCUAUUUGGACUUGUGAUGGUUGUAGUUCUGGCAGUGACCUUUUGCUGCAUUUUCAAACGACAGAGGCAAGCAUCCACUCAAGAAUCAAGGCUUUGGAUUGUAAAACAUGAUGAUAACUGUAUUACAACAGAAACCAAUUUUCAGAGCCAAAAAGAUGAAACUUCCUUGCAAACAACACCUGUUUCAUUGCAUCCUGAUCGUUCACCAAGCUCAACCAAAGAACACAUUCCUGUUGUACAAUUUUCCCUGAAUGAAGAACUUCAUUAAAAUGGCAGAGACCAUAAUGCUACAAGACAACAUGUACAUUUGAACCAGGGAAACAAUAUUUAGAAAUGUGUAUUCUUGUGCAUGGUAACUGUUGUAUAAAGACACUUCCUCGGACUACAGGUAUCUCAGAAAGAUUACAUAAAUUAAAUAAAUAAACAUUUUAGCAAAAGUUAGAGGAGCAACAGCAGCACUUAGAACUUUGGAGAUAGUUUUGUCAGUUCUGUGUUGUGGAUGUUAUAACCACACACACACACACACACACACACACACACACACACACACACACACACACACACACACACACACACACACACACACACACACACACACACACACACACACUCCUGUUAACUAUAAUAACAAAACACUAGGAUUCUAGAAGAUAUUGAAAAAAUAUAUAGUUCUUGCAUUACUAAAAUGUCUUUCUUGAGGUGUCAACACUUUUAAGUUAUGAGGGUUAAAACUAUGAAUGCUUAUUCAACAAUUUUGCACAGCCCGUUAAGGCUAUGAGCUGCUAAACAGCUUCAUUCUGAAGUCGCAGGAUAGAUUCUUGCAGUCUCCUUUUCCAGUUUGUAUGACACUAAGUUAAUUACUUAACUAGAGCAGGAUCUUUCAGUCCCUUAUUGGACUUAGUUUGCUAUGAGAUUAAUAAAGAAUCAGAUAUUAUCACAAUGGAUGUUUCAUUUGGAAGUCUUAAUAAUUUUAAAGACUGGAUCCCAUGCAGGUAGAGGCUAUAACAACUGCUGUAUAAUAUUCGUUUUGCUUUUUGUUACUUUGACUGAAAAUUACUGACUUGUCAAUUUUGUCUCUGAAUUAUCAUGUAUCAUGCCAUAGUUUAAAAGUUUUGUAAAUCAUCUGUAUUGUAAUUUAUCAUGAAAUCAAAUAUUGACAAGAGAGACUUGUGUAUCAGUACUAUGCUAAAUAAUAGAUAAGGUAGUAUUGAAAAAUUCCUGAUAGCAAUAUUCAUGUUUGUUACAGCUUUAUAAUACAAUAAUUUUUAAUUAAAUACUGAAUGAAUUCUU